Messenger RNA from Salvia hispanica, 1767 nucleotides. The record is from RefSeq and is a predicted model, not a curated record. NCBI's taxonomy places the organism in Eukaryota, Viridiplantae, Streptophyta, Magnoliopsida, Lamiales, Lamiaceae.
AUGCCCCUUAUUCAAAGGGUCAAGCAAACUCCUUUUGCAGGUAGGGCUACAGAGGAUGCUAACCGCCAUCUCUCCAAAUUUGUGGAGAUCGCAAACACUCUCAAACUGAACGGUGUCGACGACGAUGCCAUAAGGGUAAGACUCUUCCCCUUUUCAUUAACUGAUUCUGCUAAAGAGUGGUUUGAAUGUAUGCCUAGAGAAAAGGUCUCCACAUGGAAGGACAUUGUAGCUGCCUUCCUCGACAAGUAUUAUCCGCCGGGCACAAUUUUGAAGCUCAAAAGCGAGAUCUUCCAAUUCAUCCAAGGCCAGGACGAACCCCUCUAUGAGGCAUUUGCUCGUUUCAAAGCCCUUCUCCGAAAGUGCCCUAACCAUGGUUUCACCGUGGACCACCAGGUAGGGAUUCUCUAUAAUGGGUUUAACGAGAAAAUUUGUGCUAUGCUUGAUUCAGGUGCAAAUGGAGGGUUCUUAAGGAAGUCAGGUGAGGAAGCCAUGACGGUGAAGAGGAUAGCUGCAGUUGAAGAAGCCGAGGAAAGCUCCUUUGCAAAGGAAUUGGCCGAGCUUCGAGUUAGGGUGGACCAAAUGGAUUCAUCAAGGAAGGAGGACCCGAUUCCACCAACCUCCAUUAUAGCAGUCUCUAAGCCUGAAACUCCUACCCCGAUAGUGGAAGAAAUCAACUACAUACAAGGAGGCGGCCCCAAUAGAAAUUACAACAACAACUAUCGCCCUAACCAGGGGGGUGGUAAUUUCAAUAAUUAUAAUGGAAACCGACCUCAUCCUAAUCUCUCUUAUUCUAACAAUAAUUACUUGCAACCCCCCGCAGGAUUUAAUGUUAGCAAGGGAGGAGUAGUUGAGACACUCAAGAAGGAGGAAAAGUAUGAACAAGGGAUCACAAGGAUCUUGGAGGUAAUCGCGCAAGACAUGAAGGUUAAUGACACCAAGAUCGGAGUGGUCGAAGCUAGAAUAAACAACCUCGAGCAGGAAAUGAACACGAUCUCGACUGCCAUAACCAACAUCAACACGCAGAUGGAGCAAAUCCAAAAGAAGUUAGAUGAGGACAGGGCAAAGGCAGCCGCACUAGUGGACGACGUCAACAAAAAGUGGGUGGCAAAGCAGAAAACUGGGGACUGCCCAGACGCCGGCGAACCGCCGCACACCACGCGGCGGACCGCCACUGAAGCCCAGAAUGGAGUCUGCCCAGCCGCCGGCGGACCGCCGCACACUACGCGGCGGGCCGCCACAGAGAAGGCAGAAGCACCCGCUCAGCAAGGACUCGUGCGGCAUAAUGGGAUUGUGCUACCUUUCCAGCCAAAGAGGAAGUUUAAGCUCGAAGAGCAGUUCAAACAUUUUUUGAACAUGUUUUGUAAAGUUCAUACUAACAUUCCUCUAGUUGAAUCGUUGCAGGAAAUACCUAAAUAUGCGAAGCUACUAAGGGAGGCAGUGAUGAGAAAGAGAAAGCCGACAAAAGCCGACCUUAAGCUACCAAAUCAUUGCAGUGAGAAAGGAGAAGGCAGUGAAGCAGAGAGAUUCGGGCCAAUUCAUUAUCCGAUGCCGGAUUGGAGAGGGGAAGGUCGUGGCGAGAUCACAAUUAGCGAUAACCAUAGCCAAUCCACCUAUAAGAUCGAAAGCGAGAUGCUCAAGUUUGAGGAAGCAAAGCAGGCAAAGAUGGAACAGCAGUGUAGGACAAUCAUGAUCAUGGAUUUGACCAAACCUCAAGACCCCUUUGAAGUGGAGGAUCCUACUACCUCCACUAUCUACAUUGUCAACGAG